AGUCGACGUCCACCUAGCAACGCUCUCUUCCAUUAGACCAGCUGAGGCGGUACACUAUAAGAGAAACAAUAAGUAGACAUGGCAGAGCUCAGCACCUCCCCCACUACCUCAUCUUCUUCUAUUGAGCUCAACGACGCUCUCUUUUGCCAUCAUGGGAGGGAGGUUUGCUCUGACUGCCAGUUCGAUGGCCGUGAGGAUAAUAACCUUGUCUUCGGGUUCGACCCCUCCCCUCGUGACCCUCUCAACGUCCCCGACUACUCAUUAAACAAAGAGGGGAAGUACAACUGCAAGAAGCACGGAAGCGACACGUGCAACUUGUGCUAUAACUGGAAGAAGCAGAUCAGCAAGUUGAAUAAGGAGGCGAAGAAGAGCGGGAGGAAGGACUCGGGGUCGAACUUCUUCUGAACAGCUCAAGGCACAAUUUGACGGCAGAGUCCGGUACCCGUGCGUUCGCGGAGAGGGCAGAUGUGAGAAAAUAAGUGUAUUUGUCGACGUGCAUUGUUACUGUGCAUGUAUGUACAGUAGUUGUCGUUGGUGGUUGAGGGGUGUAUGUAUGUCGUUCCAGG
Dacryopinax primogenitus is the source of this 566-nucleotide messenger RNA. RefSeq lists its product as uncharacterized. The transcript has 4 exons. NCBI's taxonomy places the organism in Eukaryota, Fungi, Basidiomycota, Dacrymycetes, Dacrymycetales, Dacrymycetaceae. The record is from RefSeq and is a predicted model, not a curated record. Bases 79 to 405 code for a protein of 108 amino acids.